Molecule: messenger RNA, 1971 nt
Organism: Capronia epimyces CBS 606.96
Lineage: Eukaryota; Fungi; Ascomycota; Eurotiomycetes; Chaetothyriales; Herpotrichiellaceae
Exons: 1
Coding region: 1-1971 (656 amino acids)
Source: RefSeq, a predicted model, not a curated record
AUGUUGAUCCUGACCGUCGCCUCCUAUCUGAUCUGCCUCGUCUCUUUGUUGGGGCUGUCGGCCGCUGAGGCAGAGUAUCAGUUCUUCUACUCUCGACCAGAACUGUAUCCGCCUGUAUUACAGGUGGACAUUCUGAAAGAGGGGGCCACGCCUGGAUAUGUAUUCGUGGCACCCCAUCACAUCGAACGGUCAGGCGCGGCGAUUUACGACAACCAUGGCAAUCUCGUCUGGACCAGUCUAUCGUCGAUGGGUGGCGGAAACAUGCACUCGUUCCGUGUGUGCCAGUACAAGGGGGCCGACCAUCUCUGUUUCUUCCGCGGCGACCAAUGGUCGACGUUUUACGCCGGCGAGGUCCUGAUCUACAGCAACGAGCUGGUCCCGGUCGCGACCAUCAAGGCGCAGAAUGGCCGGCCGGCAAUCGACAUGCACGAGAACAGUCUGGUCGACGAUGGCCGGGCCAUGAUCGUCAACAUUUACCAGUCGGAACGCUACGAUCUCAGCGACUACGGCAUCAGUGAUGGCGAAGGCUGGGUUAGGAACGGGCUGUUCCAGAAGAUUGACGUGGCCACCGGCGAAUUGCUGUUCGAAUGGUCGGCACUCGACCACAUCCCCCCGUCCGAGUCAUACGUCGCUCUGGGCAGCACCGAAGGCGUCACUGCCGGGGAAGGCUUCGAUGCCGGCGGUGCUUGGGACUACCUCCACCUCAACGCCGUGGACCAAAACGCCGACGGGGAUUACCUCCUGUCUUGCCGUCACACGCAGGCCCUGUACAAGGUCAGCGGGCAAGACGGCCGGAUCCUGUGGCGGCUGGGCGGCAAACGAUCCGACUUCGAGCUGGGCGACGGAGUGGCGUUUGGAUACCAGCACGACGCGCGCUGGCGCUUCUCCAACGCCAGCACCGACAUCAUUACGCUCUUCGACAACGCCUCGGACAGUUUCCACGACACGGCGCUGAGAUCGGCGGGCAAGAUCAUCCGGCUGGACCACGACUCCACCCCUCCGCGCGCCACGCUGCUGGCUGCGUUCGAAGGGCCCGACGGCAUGCCGCACGCCGUCACCCAGGGCAGUGUUCAAGUGCUGGGCGAGCACGCCGCCGACGCCAACGUGACCCAGUCCAACGUCUUCAUCGGCUGGGGCCAGCAGCCCUAUGUGACGGAGCACCUGCCGUCGGGCGAGAUUGUCUUCCAAGCCCGGCUCCCGGCCGCCGGCGCCAAUGUCUAUCGCGCGUACCGCUUCAACUUCACCGCCCACCCGCUCGACAGUCCGGCUCUGUACACGUACGCGCUGGACACCGACGCCGCAGCCACCAUGUUCUACAUGUCCUGGAACGGGGCCACCGAGCUGGCCCAGUGGCGCGUCUACGGCCGACAGAACUGUACGGCCGACUGGACCGACCUGGGCACCGUCGACAAGGAAGGCUUCGAAUCCGUCUUCGAGGCUCCCGGCUACUGGGCCUACGGCAUGGUCGAGGCCUUGGACCAGGCCGCCCGCCCCCUCGGCCGCUCGGCCACCAACGGCAUCAGGACGUUUGUUCCCUCGCCCGCUCUCGCCCAAAGCUGCGGCCGAAUCGGGUGCCGGAUGACGAGGCUGAGGGGCGCCGCCACCGCCCCGUCUCCCGGCGAGGGUCAAGGUCAAGAUCAAGAUCAGCUACGAGGAGGCUGUCCCUUCACCCGGGACGACAAAACACUCAAGGCGGGCCUAUCCGUCGAGACCUCGGACGUGGAUCCUCGUCUGGGCACCUUUGCCCGGGGCGGCCUCCUGCUUUUCGCCGGCUUGCUCGUCUGUCUCGUGCUGACCGUGGUGGCAUGCUACUAUUACGAUGGCCAUGUCCCUCGUCUUCUCACUUCGACUUCGACUUCAACUUCGACUUCUCAUGCCUUGGUCCCGCAGUCCGAUCCGGAACUCGAACCAAUGGUCGAAUGGCCUGAGAACCAAGCUUCCCGUUCCCACACGAGACUCCAUGUGGUGUGA